AUGGCCAACAACGAAUACUACAAUACGAAUAUCCCACAACCCCCCAGUUACAACCAUGCUGUACCCGGGAACAUAGACCAAAACCCGCCUACAGCUCCUGGAUUUGGCUAUGCGAGCCCCAGUUACAACCACAAUGAUCCUUCAGCCCCUUAUCACAAUCGAGAAAGUCAACAGUCGUUCGCAUCGGACAAUGGACAUUACCAGGCAGCCGGACGGACAACGGAAGGCGAUAAUUAUGCAGAAAACAUCCCUUUGAAGACCAACAACCCCCAAUAUGGACAGAAUCCAGAUUGGAUGCGCCAACAGACGCAGUACCCUCCAUCGCCAGGGGGUAUUGAAGAUAGCCGACAACGUGAUGGCCGAAAGAAGAAGGGAUUCUUCAGCAAGAAGAUUGCCUGGGUGACAUACAUCUUGACAUUAGCCCAGAUCAUCGUAUUUAUUGUCGAACUGGUCAAGAAUUCCCAGUUGACAGGGUCAGUAAUUGAGACGAAGCCCACCUUCAAUCCGAUGAUCGGGCCCUCACCGUACGUCCAAAUCUACAUGGGAGCGCGUUAUAAUCCGUGCAUGAAGAACAUCGAGGGGGUCCAGAAUGCCAAUCAAACCAUCCAGUGGCCUUGUCCAAGUUCUACAUCGACGACGGGAAAUUGCACAUUGUCUGAAGUAUGUGGCUUUAGCGGCGUUCCCAACCCCCGUGUUUCGGGGUCGACGGAUGAUCGGCCGGCUCCCAACCAGUGGUACAGAUUCAUCCUCCCCAUCUUCUUGCAUGGAGGAUUCAUCCACCUCGGAUUCAACCUCUUAGUUCAGGUGAGCAUGGGCGCGGACAUGGAGCGCAUGGUUGGCAUGUGGCGCUAUACUUUGACCUACUUCGCCAGCGGUAUCUUCGGGUUCGUUUUUGGUGGAAACUAUGCCGCGCAGCUCGAUCCCAGCGAUGGCUGCUCGGGCGCCCUAUUUGGUAUCCUUGCACUUUACCUUCUUGACCUGCUGUAUGACUGGCCCCAGCGCGAAUCUCCGUGGGUUGAGCUUAUCAUUAUGCUCCUCGGAGUGGGUGUCUCCUUCGUUCUUGGUCUUCUCCCAGGAUUGGACAACUUCUCCCACAUUGGUGGCUUCAUAAUGGGUCUUGCUAUUGGCUUGACUAUCAUGCGGUCGCCUAACGCUCUGCGCGAGCGGAUUGGGCUCGCACGGCAGCCGUACGUUGCUAUGACCGGCGGAGCUGGCCAAGCUGGCCCCGAGCAAAAGACCACCUCCUUCAUGGAUUUCUUCAAGGGUAAGCGAGGCCUCACCUCUAGCUCGACAGAAACCCCCGGUCCUGCAACAGGCCCGCUGAACUUCUUCAAGGGCCGUAAGCCUCUUUGGUGGCUGUGGUGGGUGGUCCGUGCUGGUGCGCUGGUUGCGGUCCUGGUUGGUUUCAUCAUGUUGAUCAUCAAUUUUUAUAAAUACCCCUCCUCAAACUGCGACUGGUGCUACCGGUUGAGUUGCCUGCCUGUCAAUGGCUGGUGUGAUCAGAACAACCUGCCGGUAGCUACUACUACUAUAUCUGGCGGCAAAACCGGUUGA
Molecule: messenger RNA, 1554 nt
Organism: Penicillium vulpinum
Lineage: Eukaryota; Fungi; Ascomycota; Eurotiomycetes; Eurotiales; Aspergillaceae
Product: rhomboid family membrane protein
Exons: 2
Coding region: 1-1554 (517 amino acids)
Biological process (GO): proteolysis
Cellular component (GO): membrane
Molecular function (GO): serine-type endopeptidase activity
Source: RefSeq, a predicted model, not a curated record